CGGUUUUAAGUUUAGUUUCUUGAUACAAAUUUUAUUUUUCAGAUAUGUCGCAAAGAUCCAUGUGAGUUCUGCUUAUGUUUGGAUGGCGAAAUGUUCUGUUGGUGGCAAGAUUGUCCCCCAACUAUGGAAGGACCAUGUCGUGAUCGAGGACCAUUUUCUCCUUGUUUGAGCAUUCCAGCUAAUCCUUUGUCAUUUGGAUCCUCGUCAUUAUUAGCAUCAUCUUUAUUAUCGUCAUCGUCGUCGCAUUCAUCAUCAUCUUCAGCAACUUCAGAAAUAACUACAAAAUUGAAUAUAAUCAAUUUAUCAAGUACUGCAAAACCAUUGUCUGCCACAAAAUCAUCAAAUUCCGUUUCUGACAAAUUAGUAGAGACUUCGACAGGUACAGAAAACAUUCCAAUAGAGACUUCCAGUCGAGUUUCAGAAAAUAGCACUUCCAAUGGUAACAAAUGUUGCAUAGUUAUGGGGAGAGAGUACCAAAUUGGAGAUAAGUUACCCCACGAUACAGGCAAUUGCUUAGAAUGUAUUUGUGGCCAAGGAGCCAAAGUCACAUGUUCUCCACAUCAAUGUGCACCAGUAGAGGAUGAUAUGAACGACUAUCACUUGUCCGGUGCCAGGCAGCAAGUAGUCCCCGAUAUAUUUUAAGUUUUACAAUGUAAAGACUAGAUAAUAUUUUUUAUUUAUUUUUAUUAUUAAUUUAUUUAAUAUUCAGGAUUGGUAAAAAACAGAUUUGUGUACAUUUAUUAAAUAUUAUUAAAUAGAGUUUUAGAGCAGUUGUCAAAAUUAAUAAAAAUAUGCAUUGUUAAUAUUAAUUGGGAGUUCUGUAUAAUAUAAGUAGAUAUAAAGCGUUAGGAAAUAGUACUACUGGUAAAAACAAGGUUACAUUUUAGAUAUAUUUUUUUGGUGGUAGUUUCAAAAUCCAACUUCUCCAAUGACCUAAUUUACUUCAAAUCAAUUCAUAAUGCCAAAUCAUGCAUUUAUGCUGUCAAAAGUUGAAAAGUAUAAUAUUCUGUUAUGCUGAAAUUAAUUUUUAAAUCACUGACAUUUAUGUAGAAUUCAUAUGGCCGAUUGACAAUUAUCUAAUAUUAAAAUAUGCAUUUACGGACAAAGCGCAUUAUUUGGCAUCGAAAAUGUAAUUGAUUAUAGUCGUAUGUGAUAAAUGAUAUAAAAUUCUGAACUAUAUUAUGAAAACGUUUGCCUAUAAUAUUUGUAAAAAAAAUUCUUCAUAAAAAGUUGUGCAUGGCCUAAAAACUAAAAUAGAACCGUCUGAUAUGAAAUUUUAUUAUUCGUAUACGAGGUUAUAAAAAAAAUUGAUUUUCUAUUUUGUUCUAGAGUAGAUUACUUUUAUUUUAGACAAACUUCGUAACCGACUAAUAAAUUUGAUAUCAGAUGGUUGAAUUUUUUUAGGUGGUAGAUUUUUAAGUUUUAGUUUUAAGACCAUGCACAAUUUUUU
Psylliodes chrysocephalus is the source of this 1450-nucleotide messenger RNA. Lineage: Eukaryota; Metazoa; Arthropoda; Insecta; Coleoptera; Chrysomelidae. The record is from the annotation of a GenBank genome assembly.